Messenger RNA from Physella acuta, 1044 nucleotides. RefSeq lists its product as uncharacterized. Lineage: Eukaryota; Metazoa; Mollusca; Gastropoda; Physidae. The record is from RefSeq and is a predicted model, not a curated record.
AAAAUACAUACUUUGAAUAACUCACUAGUAUGGCCAGUGAAGACAUUUCAAAACAUUUCAAAGGUUCACAUGAAAUACAAGAAUUUCUUGAAGGCCAAGAUGAGUUAGAUCUACAAACACAAUGGAAAAACUGUCAGAAAAAUCCUGGCCAUGUAGGCUUUGUACCGAUAAAUAAGUUUUCCAUUAGCGAUUUACCUGCUGAUUACCAAGACGACGACUUAUACGAAUUCACAAAAGCUCUGGCUUUCCGGACGGUUAGAAUAGCCGUGAAUUUCACUAGUGUAUAUAGACCUGAGAUUGUACCUGGCACGGGAGACCCAUAUCCUGGCUACAAAUACAGGGGGAAAAAGUCAGGGCAUACAGGAACUGGGAAUAUGAUAUCUGCGCCUAAGAAAACGGACAGUUACACAACUUGCCCAUGUCCUGUUUGUGAAAAAAAUAAUACUCCUAGCAAAGUAUGGUGGGAAAUUGAGGUGGCAACAUCCAAACAUGUGAUUUUUGAUGACAGUGAGGCGAAACAAGCAAGCUGUAGGUUGUGGUUUGAUGAUGAUGAAAGUCCAGUGGUCAACAUUUAUGGGUGGAAAUGUAAUGUAAACAGAGAUCCUUUUUUUGAUGAAAUGAAAGUCUACUUUGUUACACAUGAAACAGAAAUAAUUAAUAAACUGGAGAAUAUGGAUCUAAAAUAUAAUUGCCAUUUGAAAACAUUGUAUGACAAAUACCAGACAAGAGAUGUAAACAAGAUGACCAUUAUAGUGUCCCAUCCCCAUGGCUGUUCUAAGCAGGUUUCUUUUGGUAACUGGGUACACAAGCAAGCUGCAAAGUAUGCUUUUGUGGAAAUGGCAGCAUUAGGCAAGUACACGUAUACAAACUCCACAUGCCCAGGUAGCAGUGGGGCUCUGAUCUAUCGAUUGGAAGCUUUGCUUAAUUUUCAUCACCACAGUGGAGUUUCAGCUGGUGGAAUUAAUUUCAGUGGUGUGUUUCCGUUUUAAAACCUAUGUUGUCUAACGUUUGGCUAUUAGAUGUUAGCAUAGCAAAAUUAUAUCA